AUUUCUUGUAUUCUUGUUGAUACUUGGCGAAUAAAUUCUGAUGAAAUGAGAGCAGCUAUGAAGACGAUGAAGAGUGGAAAGGCAGUUGGUCCAGAUGACAUUCCAGUGCAGGCAUGGAAACGUCUGGUUUCUAUUGUUGAGAACAAGGGUAAUGUGCAGAGCUGUAGUAACUACAGAGGCAGAAAGUUGAUCAGCCACAACAUGAAGUUAUGGGGAAGAGUAUCAGAAUGAGACAUUCUCUUAAAUCCGAAGAAUAUAGUUGCUGGCUGUGACUGGGACUGAUUCCUGUUGGGAAUAAUCCUUACAAGCAUCUUUCCCGACGCAGAGAGCAGUGGAAUACCCAAUCCGGGCCAUCAUCCUUUCAGUCCACCAGAUGGCGACAGUGCACUCCAACCUUUUGGGAAAACUUUACAUUUUUUUUCACCAAAGAAGAGGUGCAGCUACUGACCUGACGCGCUAAAAUAUUUUUUCUUUUUAAUUUUUUUGUUUUUAAAGUGCUUCUUUUUGCUCAAAUGUGACGACUUUUCUUCGCGAGCGGUGUGUCGCGGUUCUCCCGCCCCGUGACUGUUUGUCGGACAGAAAGCGGUCGCGAUGUGAAUCAAUGGCGCUUUAAAAACACCGAGUCUAAGGUUUAUAAGUUCCGCCGUCGUGUCGUUCGGCUUUGAACACGCAGCGUGAAUCAGUGUGGCGGUCAUGUCCCGGUCCAGCCGGCGGUACAAGCCUCUUCAGGCGGGCAGUGGCUCCUGCUCCGGCUGUGACCGGCGGAGGAUGCCCCGAGCCCGUGUUCUGCUGCUGUGUCUGCUCGGGGUUCUGGUUCUGGCGGUGGUUCUGGGGAUCUACCUGUCCAACGACGCCAUCAGCGGCGGACCCGUCAGCCGCAUGCCUGCUGCAGACCUGAGCAGAGACAGGUUGUCCCACAAACCCACUAAGUCUUCUACAGCACAAAUUCGCCGUCUGGCAUCUUUGGUGGACGGGACUCGUUUAUGGGAAACUCACUUGAGGCCCAUCCUCAUCGAGAGGCUCCCUGGAACACAGGGCAGCUUCACCGUACAGCAGCACAUCAGGUCCACACUGUCUUCACUCUCUGCUGGCUGGACUGUUGAUCUAGAUUCCUUCCAGUCACCAACCCCUCGUGGUCAGGUCACUUUCACCAACAUCAUUGCAGCUCUGGCCCCGUCUGCCCCACGCAGGUUGGUCCUCGCCUGCCAUUACGACUCCAAGGCCCUGCCUCCAGACUCCCGGGCCCCAGGGAAGGUAUUUCUGGGGGCCAGCGACUCUGCAGUGCCCUGUGCUAUGAUCCUUGAGCUCGUCACUUCUCUGGAUGCUCAGCUUCGAUCAUUGAAACAUCACAAACUUCCAGUAUCUCUCCAGCUCGUAUUUUUCGAUGGCGAGGAGUCUUUUGAGGAAUGGACAGACACAGACUCGUUGUAUGGGUCCCGUCACUUGGCUGAGCGAAUGGCGAACACGCCUCACCCUGCAGGCUCCACACACACCAGCAUGCUGCAGGCCGUGGAUCUCUUGGUGCUGCUUGACCUGCUCGGUGGUCCUGAUCCUCUGAUUGUGAAUCAUUUUGAUAACACAGAUCGAUGGUUUGGCUGUCUCAUUGAUGCAGAGAAACGACUGCAUCGAUUGGGUCUGUUGGCGUCCCACCCCUCAGAGCAGACCUACUUCAGGAAGGACGUGUAUCUCGGACCUGUCCAGGAUGACCACAUCCCCUUCCUACAUAAAGGUGUGCCUGUGCUCCAUGUCAUUGCCACGCCCUUCCCGCAGUUUUGGCACACGUUGGAUGACACGGAGGAGAACAUGCACCGUCCCACUGUGGAAAACCUCACCAAGAUCCUCGCCGUGUUCCUGGCAGAAUAUUUAGGCUUCUGAACACCAAAAAACAGCAGCCUUGGUGGACGUCUGCGCUUAGCGCCCACACGGCGGUCAUCUGAUGACCUCUGAUUACCUCUGCACACUUUCAUCCUGCACUGGACUCUUUAAAGGAAGUGAUGGUAACGCAGCCGCACGUGGAACCCGGAUUAAAUGAAGGUGAUUGAGGUCUGACUUGGAGCUCACGGACUCGUCCCCGUGGAGUCAUUUGCAUGAAUGUCGAUACGAAGAGUCUUAAUUAGUGCCGGCUAAUUAACACAC
Messenger RNA from Thalassophryne amazonica, 2136 nucleotides. RefSeq names its product glutaminyl-peptide cyclotransferase-like a (gene qpctla). The coding region runs from base 694 to 1875 and encodes 393 amino acids. The record is from RefSeq and is a predicted model, not a curated record. The transcript has 7 exons. Lineage: Eukaryota; Metazoa; Chordata; Actinopteri; Batrachoidiformes; Batrachoididae. Gene Ontology annotation, molecular function: zinc ion binding; glutaminyl-peptide cyclotransferase activity.